Molecule: messenger RNA, 994 nt
Organism: Ilex paraguariensis (yerba mate)
Lineage: Eukaryota; Viridiplantae; Streptophyta; Magnoliopsida; Aquifoliales; Aquifoliaceae
Source: the annotation of a GenBank genome assembly
CAAACACGCCCUUAGUGCAACAGCUAACCUCACUUAGUUCUUAAUUUUCAGUUUUUCCUACUCUCUGCGGUAAAAGGUGGAGAGAGGGAGAGAGAGAAUGGGGAGAGGGAGAAGGCCAAUCUUAAUGGGGUUGGCGCUGGUUAUGGUGCUGGGUAUUGCCGUCUACUUGAGGCUUUGGACUAUCGAUUACCGUAUUUCUUCUACUGAGAGUGAGUUAAUAAGAAGGCAAUUCGAUCUUGCUAACAAAGAAGCAAUGGAUGAAUCUGCGGAGUGGAGACACAGAUAUGAUGAGGAGGUGGAUAGGGCUGCUAAAUGUUUUAAGGAACUGAUAGAGAUGAAGGAAUCUCUCAAGACAAAGGAGGUGGAUGCAGAAACUACUCUUAACAAGAAAAUGGAAAUGUUACAAAAGGAAAACAUGGACUUGCUUGAACGGGUUGAGUCGACGAAACAAGAACUUGAAGCUGAGAAGUUGAAGUGUAGCAUGCGACAGAUCUAGCACUCAUUGGAAGUUUUAUAUCAGGUGGAGAGAUAUUUUAAGUAGACUUCACCCCCAAAUCAUUCACGACGUUGAUGACUGACAAUUUUGCGGAUAAAGGGGAUUCUUGUGUGACAAAUAUACUUCCGUAGCACAAAUUUUACGGUAUGCUCAUGUCAGCGACACCAUGAAAAUAAUAUUUUUGGAAUGAGAUAGAUAUACCGGCUCUUACUGUGUUCAAGGAUGGUACAUAGUUAGAUCAUACUCUCUGCUCGGGGCCUUUGCACUAGGCAUCUCUUAUCACCAUGGUCAAGUCAAGAUUUCUUUGAAACAUUUUGGGGGUUUGUACCAUUUUCGAAUCUGACAAGUAACAGUCGGUUUUAAUUCGUUAAUUCCAUGUUGGAUUCAUGUUACAUCUAAAACUCACUAGUCUUGUCUGGUGUUCCUUGCUUGAGAUAUGCAAAUUUGAAUAGCCAUCUGCUUUCCAGGAUAAAUCUGAUUUAUCGAGGCGUAACAGUG